AUGGCUCAAAAAUCAGUCAGAGUCUCUAAGAAUUUUAGCACCUCUUCAGCUGUUAUCCCAGGUAGCCGAACUAGCUUCAGCACGGUUUCGGUCUCCCGGGGAGGUGGUGCAGGCUUUGGACGUGCCAGUGGUGGCUUUGGCAGCAGAAGCCUCCAUGGCUUUGGAGCAAGUAAAAGAAUCUCCAUGGGCGGCUACCGUACUACUGCCAGAUCUGGAUAUGGUUAUGGAUUAGGUCAUGGAGGAGUUGGGUACCGGAUUGUUGGUGGUGGUGGCUAUGGCUAUGGAGCUGGUGCUGGUGGCAUCCAUGAGGUUACCGUCAACCCAAACCUCCUGGCACCUCUUAACUUGGAGAUUGACCCCACCAUCCAGAAGGUGAGGAAGGAAGAGAAGGAGCAGAUCAAGACACUCAACAACAAAUUUGCCUCCUUCAUUGAUAAGGUAAGUUUUUCUCUGGAUGCCAUCCUAAAAACUUUACGCUACUUUAAAACAAGUUCCUUCCUGCUACUAUUUAAACAAGCUCUGCUGACAAUAUAGGGCAGCUGUUUUCUUUCCGUGCCUGCUAUAUCCUACCAACAUUUCAUCGCUAGAAAUAGACACAGCUGUGUACAGUGGUACCUCGGUUUUCGAAGUUCUCUGUUGACUAAAAUUUUGUUUUUCGAAUGCCGUAAACCCAGAAGUAAAUGCUUCGGUUUUUGAACACGUCUCGGAAGUCGAACAUGCCAUGCGACUUCCAUAUUAAGUUUUUCAUAUUGAGUUUUCCAUAUUGAGUUUUCCGUAUUGUUUGUUCAGUUUUCGAACAUUUCAGAACUCGAACCGUCUUCCAGAAAGGAUUACAUUUGAAAACCGAGGUACCACUGUAUUUGUAGAGCAUCCUUGCUCUCACACCUUGGAUCACUUCCUGAUGGUUAAUCAGAGAUGGGGAAGAACUACAAAUCCCAUUAUCCCUUGUUAUGAACGCUGGCAGCUGGGCUAAUGGGAACUGUAGUCCAAAAUAUCAGGAGGACACGAGGCUGGAAAAAGAGCAUCUCCUCCCUGUGAUCGGAGACGAAACUUCAAGAGACCUGGUGGAGAGAGCAAAAGGGGUACGAAUGCAUGAUAGGACUAUAUGUCUUAUAUGUGUGGAAAUUGCAGGGAAGCUCGCAGGCUUCAUUCAUAUUUCAGCUGUUUUGUGCAACUUAACAGCAUGACUAAGCAUCUCAAAAAGAAGUAAAUAAUCUUUCAUUGAUGGGAAUAUGUUUUCCAGUAAGGGUGCUUAAAGGUAAAGGUACCCCCUGACCAUUAGGUCCAGUCGCGGACGACUCUGGGGUUGCGGUGCUCAUGUCGCUUUACUGGCUGAGGGAGCCGGCGUACAGCUUCCGGGUCAUGUGGCCAGCAUGACUAAGCCGCUUCUGGCGAACCAGAGCAGCGCACGGAAAUGCCGUUUACCUUCCCGCCAGAGCGGUACCUAUUUAUCUACUUGCACUUUGACGUGCUUUCGAACUGCUAGGUUGGCAGGAGCAGGGACCGAGCAACGGAAGCUCACCCCGUCACGGGGAUUUGAACCGCCGAACUUCUGAUCGGCAAGCCCUAGGCUCUGUGGUUUAGACCAUAGCACCACCCGCGUCCCAAGACCAGUCAAUAGCUGGAGCUAAAUUAGGGGGUAGGACAUUAGGUCAUGGAGAGAAAUUUCACUUGUUUAUAUUUUACUGACCUUAAAAAUGUGUGACUAAAGAAACCAAGGUUUUUGCAGCAAGUCGCUUAUAAUCCUCAGUGUCUUAGAACCAGCGAAAUAUUUAUUUAUUUAGUAACUCAUUUAGUUUCAACAUGAACCAAGGUUGUUAGCAUAGUGGCGCCAGUAAUUUGGUACACUGUUCCUUUUGAAAUCAGACAGGCAGCUACAGCCCUGAUAUUUCAUCACCUGCUCUAAGCACAUUUGUUUCAUUAAGUGUUUCCAGUGAAUUGAUAGGGAUAGGGGGAGAAAUUCAAUUUAGUUUGCAUUUAAUGGCAAACGUACCUAAUUUGCAGUUUCUGAAACAGUUACGUGAACUGGAACACUGCUGCCCUUCACAUUUUGCAAUGCAGUUCUCCAAUGUGUACAAAAAUGUGCACUUAAAUACAUACUGAUUUACAAAAUGUGUUUAUUAAGGGAAAUUACAUACAAAAAAUGUGUACGUAAAGAGAAAUUUGUGUUGAAAUGUUGAUGGAUUUUCAAGUGGGAAUUUUAAAAACAAAUUCACAAAAUGAUUUGGAAAUGUGUAGAACUGAACUUAAGCUUGGAAUAAUGGAAAGAAGCUGAAAUUCACAAGAGUCCCUCAUUCCUGUGUUGAUCGUUUGUUCUGGACUUAAUGAUUUUAUAACUGGAUAAUGUUAUAGCUGUGUGAUGUUUUAAUGAUUUUAUUGCAUAUCACCUUGAUAUUUUUUAUGAAUGGCAUGCUUAAAAAUAGUAUUAUAAUUAAAUUUAAAUAAAUAACUUGGAUUGCCUCCACACCAGCCCCUUCCCCGAAUUGUUAUCCUUCAUUCAUUGGCUGGUUAGAGGAAAUUCAUACCACCCUCAAAUAAUUGCAUUUGAGUGUUUUUGAGUUAGCCUCCUAUACAUAUAUUUGAUUUGAUCUUACAUAUAUUUGAUUUGUGGUGACACUUAAGUAUUAGAUGCAGGAUUCUCUAGCUUUCAAGGGUCUUCUGUAGCUGAAGUGUGGAGGACACUAUGGAUGUUGGUGAACUCCCGUCAGCCCCAGAAAGCAUGGCUCAUGGCCACAGAUCAUGGGAAUUGUAUUUCAGCAACAUCGAAAACGCCAAAGGCUCCUCACACCUGCUGUAGUUGGAUCCAGUUUCAUUCUCCUUUUGCACUGCAUUGGCACAUGAUGCAAGAUCAAAUUAUCUAACACUGAAGGUCUGGUUCUUCCGCUAAAACAAAUUGUGUCAAUGGAAAAUGUUUAGAUAGCUUUGUGUACCUUGCAUAGAGUUCAGCUUUUGCUUGUCUUGUGAGAAAGACCUAAAGAUGAUGAAAUUUGAACAAGGUGCUUCCAGUUCAUAGCUGUACCCUUAAAAUGCUGUACCCACUUAUGCAAUAUGUGAGAGUAAAUGAGAAUUUAGCAUGGGAUUGCUAGGAAGAAAUGAGAACAUGAAUAAAGAUGGAGGUUGUAGUUGGAAGCCCAGGUAGCCGUGCAAGAUAUCAGACUCCACUGCUUGGUACCUACCGGCAGCUGAGAGCCCAAAUUUGCUUUUAAUAUAUAAAAGUCACAAUUGAUCCUGUGUCACAAUCCACAGAAAAUUCACCAUGCUUUUUUUUUAAAAGCAACCAAUAGACACAAUUAGAUGCCUGUGUUAAAAGAUAACACUUCCCGGUUUCAUUCCUAUAUCUUUCCAUUUAUCCACCAUCUGCAAAUCUCCUGGACCUUAUGAAUCAUUUGAUACUAACCACUCUUUGAGCUGCUAUUAAUACUAGCUCAUUAGGUGCAACCUGCCAGCUUCCUGUAACAUUUUCUAUGUAAAGUAUUUGCUGUGGCAAUUUCUUGCAAUCUAUUUAAAAAUAGAAGGGAAAGAUAUUCAGGAUAUUACCUCCUUUGAUGGUGGUAUAGCUUAGCAACCCGUAUUCUGUUUUGUCCGUACACGAGGCCAACAUUCAACAUAUUUUUGUCUUGGUGGGAUACAUUCAGGUCCGUUUCCUGGAGCAACAGAACAAAGUGCUAGAGACCAAAUGGAGCCUCUUGCAGGAGCAAAAGAUCACCCGGCGUAACCUUGACCCUUUAUUUGAGUCAUACAUCAGUGGUCUAAAAAAUCAGCUGGAUCAUAUUCUGGGACAGAGACCACAAUUAGAGAUGGAAUUGAAGAACAUGCAGGAUACAGUGGAGGACUUCAGGAUAAGGUGGGUACUGUAAGAUAAUUAUUGUUAUCAUCAUUGUUGCAUGGUAGGGGGUUAGACUAGAUGGUCCUUGGGGUCUCUUUCACAUUUACAAUUCUAUGAUAACCACAAUUAAUUUAUAAAUCAGCUUCUGCACAAUUGUCUCAAGGCGGUGUGCAGUUAAAAACACAAACAAAAAAACCCCAACUAAUUUAAAGCAUCACAACAGCAGACACAUUUAAAAGAAGACAAUACAAAUUAGACUGUCAGGACAAAGACCCAUUUAUCCAGUUAGGGAAGUCUGUUGGAACACAGUUGUUUCUGGAAAGUGCAGGUGGUGGGUGUCUUUCAAGAGGGAAGCUGUUCCACAACAGGGGCAGCCACACAUACUGCAACAAUCUGACUGAAGGCAAAAGACUGUAAAAUAGACAAAUGAAAUGACAAAUUUCAGUCUUCUCCUACUAGCGAUCUCCUUAGCUGACUGCUGAUGCUCUAAAUGUGAAGCAAAAUCUCAGUCAGAUGAAAAUCUUAUUUAUUUUUGGUCACAUGUCAAAAGUCAGCCUGGCUGGGCAUCUUCUGAAGGCCCAAACUCCAGCAGCCCCCACCCACUGUCCACUGUCCCUCAGACCUUGUGGGGGGCCAGACUAUAUUUUUUUUGGGGGGGGGGAAUGAACGAAUUCCUAUCCCCCACAAAUAACCUAGAGAUGCAUUUUAAAUAAAAGGGCAUAUUCUGCUCAUGUGAAAACACGCUGAUUCCCGGACCAUCCACGGGCCGAAUUGAGAAGGCGAUUGGGCAAGAUCUGGCCUCCAGGCCUUUGUUUGCCUACCCAUGCCCUAAACACUGAAAAGAUUAUGGUGUCCACCAUUUGCAGUUCAAAAUAAAAAGAAUACUAACUAGUAAAAUAAUGUUUCCAACAAACAAAAAACAUACAUUUAUUGCAAACCAUGACAGGAUCUAGUUUCAUUGCAUUAUUUUUAUCUACAUUAGUAGAAGGUCCCUUGGUUUAGGUGAGGCCAGGAAAAUGGCAGAAGACUGGAGAGAACAAGAAGUGCAGGAAAGUUCUGAUUUUGCCCACAAUGACCGCUCCCCACAUUAAAUGGGGGGCGCCCUUUGCGUGGUCGCACGCAGCCCCCUGGACUCUAUGUAGCUCCAUUAGCACUGACUUGGCUUUGCCUUCCCUCAGGUGGGAUACCUGAAGGUCUCCGCCUACCUCAGUCAGUUGUCCAAUCCCGCCUGGGGAAGCGUUGCCAAGGGGACCAGGCCAGGUAGGGGGAGGGACUACCUGCCCACACAAUAGAGGGAGGAUCUUACCUGGAAUCUUCAGUUGGCUCCAGAGCUUGAUUUCUUUGAUGCUUUUCCUGAAAUGCCAAAUGCCAAAUUCUUUGAUAUAUGUACCGUAUUUUUCGCCCUAUAGGACGUACUUUUCCUCCUCCAAAAAUGAAGGGGAAAUGUGUGUGCGUCCUAUGUGGCGAAUGCAGGCUUUCGCUGAAGCCUGGAGAGCAAGAGGGGUCGGUGCGCACGGACCCCUCUUGCUCUCCAGGCUUCAGGAAGCUAUCCGCAAGCCCUGGGAGCCCGUGGGAGUUCCCACAGGGCUCCCACGGCUUGCACAGAACUGCCUGCAUCCCAAAGCCCGGGCUGGCUGAGCAGUCGCGCCCGGGCUUCGGGUAGCUCUGCGCAAGCUGCGGGAACCCUCCCACGGCUUGCGCAGAGCAGCCUGUUCUGGGGGAUGGGGUCGGGGGAAGCUUGGGCUUCCCCCGCCCCAGCCCUGCGCCUGGGGGGGGGGGAAAUAAUUUUUUCCCCUUUAUUUCCACCCCAAAAAACUAGGUGCGUCCUAUGGGCCGGUGUGCCCUAUGGGGCGAAAAAUACGAUAUAUCAUUAAAUUGCUGAACAGCAGGUUCAGUAUGUUGGCCAAGGAAAGUGGAAAAUUGUAAGAUGAUUAUUAUUACCUACUCUUCACCCUAACUUCCCAUAGCAGGUCACAACAGCUUAAAAUACAACAUUAAGAAUGGUUUAAAAGGAAUCAUAAUCACUAUAUAUAGAAAAAAACACACACACACACACACACACACACACACACACAAUAUUGGUUCAAAUAUAAGCUGUCCCCCAAUAUAGGUCACACCCUUAAAAUGAAAAUGUUUUGAAAGGAAUCUCUUAAAUCUCCAGCACCAUCCAGUGUAUUUUUGUUUGGCUUUUUUACAAUCUAAAAAUCAAAUGCAAACUUUGCACUCGUUUCACAAUAGACAUACUGGGUGAUCCUUUUACAAAAACCAGUAAAGUACACCAAAGUUCUUCAUGGGUCCAGAGAUGGGCUUAAAUCACAGCUUUUCUACUUGCAAGAGCACAAUUAUAGGCCACACUCAAGUUAUAUACAAACCAGAUUAAUUGAGAAUGUGCAGCCUGUAUUCAGAUGAAUAUGGCAUGAACAGACACACCCACACCCCUCUUUCAUGGGGGUUUAGAGGUUGUCAAAUGGCCUUUCCCCAUUGCUCGGCUCCAGGGAACUAAUGGCGUUAAGACGAGCCAGCUGGAUCAGGCCCACUGCCCAUCUCGUCCUGUUUUCAUGGCAGCCACCCACAUGCCAAAACUGCAUUCCCAGAAAGGGAUUGUUUCUGCUGCACCUUCUGGCCCCUUCGUAUUUGGCAACGUUCAAGAAAAGAAAGGUGAAGGCAGACUGGUCUUGGCCUCUCCUCAAAGUAAAGUCAAUAAAACUAGUUCGGACGUUUUCAUUUGUGAAUUCCUUCAGAAAGACGUAACAUCAACCAAGGCCAAAAGCCAAAACACCAGGACACUUCAGGGCUCACAGUGCUCUGUUUUUGAGGAUGAGUCUCUUUGUGGGCUUGUAAUAGGGGCACAGCACAUCAAAUGCCUCUUGAUCUGGGGUUGCAUGGAGAAUAGGCCUGAACGUGAGCUGCACUUAUCACCAGGAUUGAUGAGAAGACAGUAAUUCUGGUUUAUUGCGGUGUUAGCUCUUCUUACAGCCUUCCACUCCCUUCCUCAGGCAUUGCAGGUCUAAACCACCACCAUCCCACACACUCUGUGUCCUUCCCAAAGCCUUCAACCCAGGGGUCAGCAACCUUUUCCAGCCAUGGGCCGGUCCACUAUCCCUUAGACCAUGUGGUGGGCUGGACUAUAUUUUGAAAAAAGAAUAAUGAACGAAUUCCUAUGCCCCACAAAUAACCCAGAGAUGCAUUUUAAAUAAAAGAACACAUUCUACUCACGUAAAAACACGCUGAUUCCCGGACCAUCCAUGGGCUGGAUUGAGAAGGUGAUUGGGCUGGAUCUGGCCCCCGGGCCUUAGUUUGCCUACCCGUGCUUCAACCAGUGCUUCCCAAAGCCUUCUGUCUGAAUUUGCUCUUUACUAGCAUCCUACCCCAAGACAGCCACCAUAGAUGCUCAGAGUUCAGCCUGGUCCCUGUGUCAUUGGCGGGUUGGGGCUAGGGCCUCACCUGCUUCUGAGCCCUGGGGCACUCCAGUAGCCCCUUUCUCUAAGCUAUGGGGCCUGAGAAGUCACACCAGUCUGCAUUCCCAACUGUUGUAUCUGGGGUUUUAGAGAGCACCAAAAAACCCCACCCCUAUGACUAUGUCAACAAAUUGAUACUUAACAUUAUUGCCUCAAAGCUCAUAAAUGACAGUUAAGCAUUAUCCCCCCUCACACCAAGCAUUCCUCAAAGCCUAAUUUCCAAAGUGAAAUUCUAAAAUAAAAUUUGAAUUCUAACAUUUUGAUGGCUGCUAGCUUUAAAUGUUUUGAAAGGAUGUGAACAAACGAGGAAGACUAGUUUAUGAAAUGUUAUUAGCCAUGUUACCUAAAUGGAACCUUCAUGUUCAGAGGCAAUAUAUCUUAUAUAGCAGAAAUGUUGGAGACAAACAACUGAGGGGGUUUCUUGUGGGCUUGCUGGAGCCAAAUGGAUUGCUAUUUAUGCUGCGCUAUAUGGACACUGGUCUGAUCAAGUAAGGAUCUUAAGUACUUGUGCUGAAUUUGGAAUUUGUGUAAACUUUCAUCUUGACUUCAGCAAAUAUCAGUCUUCAAACAGGGAUGUGCUUACUUUUUUGCACAUGGGUUCCAUCCUUCUACUUUAGUCUGGUGAAAGAGCCAAAGAUUAUUGUGGCAGGUGCCAGAAGGCGAUGGGAGACUUUAAAAGAAUUCUGUGAAAUAGGUGGGAAGGUCUUCCCCCCCCACUCAUCCAGUGGUAAUGAGUCACUCAAUUUCCCCCUCCCUCCGACAGGUAUGAAGAGGAAAUCAACAAGCGCACAGGUGCAGAAAAUGAUUUUGUGGUGCUCAAGAAGGUGAGUGGGUUUCCAUGAGGCAAGACACAGUGAUAACAGCAAGAACCUUGAUUGAACUACAUAACUGGGAAACAGGGGCAAAGCAACUGCUUAUAUAAAUUUCUGAAAGCUUGGGCCACUCCCACUCCCAACGUGAUUGGCUGUCUAAACUUCCAAGUUGCGAAUCACAACUCAGAGUUCAAGGGCCAAUGGCAGAGGCCCCAAUCCUGAAAUGUUCUGUGAUUGCACAUCGUGUAUCAAAUCAGAACAAAGGAGCUCAGAAUCCUUAGUCCAGACUCAAGCUCAGGCAAACACAGACCACUGAAUACAUAACAGUAACUUCAGCACAUUUGGCACAGAGUGAUGGGGCCACUGCUUUAAACAAAUGCAUGCUUUAACCCUUGUACUUUUAGGGGAAACUUGUGGUUUCGUUUUGGCUCUCACAUCUGCUGUGGUGUUCAGCCCUUUGGUCUUUUUCUCUCUUUCCAGGAUGUGGAUGCUUCCUUUAUGAACAAGGUUGAGCUGCAAGCCAGAGUGGAUUCCCUAGCUGAUGAAAUCAACUUCCUGAGAGCUUUCUAUGAAGAAGUAAGAACACCUUCUAGUUUUUUCAGGGAGAAAGAAAGAAGAGUCUAGCAAGAUGAGCCCAAACCAGCUCUGGUUGACAUUUUGCAUUUUCAAGCAUUGGUUGCUACCAACAAGUUCAAUCUCUAGGCCUCUACUCAGAUGGCAUCCUAACAGAGAGGAAACCAGCUCCUUGUGGCUCAAUCCUAUACUACUCUGCUGAAGUCUAAGUCAGAGAUGGGAAACUUCUGGCAUUCCAGAUAUUGUUGGACUACAACUCCCAUCAUCCCUCAUCAUCGACCAUGCUAGCUGUGGCUGAUGUCAUCUGGAGUCUAGCAUUAUCUGGAAAGCCACAGGAUUCCCCAGUACCAAUAGGCUGUGUAGGCAUCGGCAUAUAGGCCCCAAGCCUUUUCGGGCCCCUGAGACAACAGAUCAAAAUAAUCUUGAUUUGAUCUUGAAAGAAAAUUGAAAUCAAGCUUUCUUAGUUCAAUGCUAUCCCAGUAGAGCAUGCGCACAACGGGGGUGGACUGCAAUUUCAACUGCCAUCCGGCCUCCACAGGGCUUGAUCCGGCACAGCUCAAUCAUUUUUGCCAUUUUUGCAAUUUUUCCAGCAGCGUCUUUGCUGUUCCACUAGAGAAGCUGCCCUAGAGGUAUACCUUUUGCUCCCUACUGAAAUAUUGGGACCUGUUAACAGAAUCCAGCUUAUUUCAAACUGUUUCUUACUUAAUAUGUCACUCAGAUGCCAUAAUAAAAUACAAUCCGGACUGAAAGAUGAAUGGAUAGACAAAAUACAAAGAGUUAGGCCUGACAUGUAACCAACCAAGCACCAAGGAAGUCUUUUGAGGUGUGACUGCAUCCUCAAUAUUAGCAAGAAUUGGGCGUGUUUAUUUCAAGCAGGGUUGCAGACUGUUCUAGGGUCUCACUUUUCCAUCUAGUACAGUAGAGAUGGGGGAACCCUCCAGACAUUGCUAGACUACCACUCCCAUAAUCUCUGACCCGUGACCAUGCUGGCUAGGAUGAUGGCAGCUGGAGUCCAGCAACAUCUGAAGAGCCAAAGGUUCCCCAUCUCUGAAAUAAGCUUCAGGUUGCAAAGUUUCCUUGCUCAGUGUGGACCAGUGCUUGAAUGUGGUAGAGAUGUGGGAGUCUUUCAUCUUGGUAAGCCCUCUUUCUUCAACUUUUUUCCUCAUGUAGGAAUUAGCCCAGUUGCAGGCCCACAUUUCUGACACCUCUGUCGUUCUCCAAAUGGACAACAACCGAAACCUGGACCUGAACAGCAUCAUUGCUGAGGUCAAGGCUCAGUAUGAAGACAUUGCCAACCGAAGCAGGGCUGAGGCAGAAUCGUGGUAUCAAAGCAAGGUGAGUAGUUCUUAAGUGUUGGGGAAAUGGGUUUGAAAGGAGGAGCCAGGGCUCUAAAGCCAUGUAUCUAGAGUGGCCAUGUAUCUUACUUUUACAGAAGACAGUCCCUGUUUGAAGAGCUGUUGGAGGAUAUUCCUGUACCUCAAGGCAUCCUCUGUUUGAAAGGCUGUCUGAUCUAACUCCAUGUAAAGCUAAAGAACCCUAAGAAAGGAAAACAUGGAGGAUCUUGAAGUUGCCCAUCACCAAUGAGCACCUGGGCAGCAGACUGAGCAGGCAUGAAGGUCACCUGCUCACAGCCUUCCCAAUAUGGGGAGAUGUAUUGUGUGCCUAUUUGACCUGUAUAUAUUAUGUCUAAAUUUACAUCUACAGUCGUACCUUGGUUGUUGAACAGGAUGCGUUUCGAGAUUCCGUUCAAUUCCUUUUUUUUUUUUAAAGAAUAUUUAUUCCAAUUUUAAAAUUACAUAGAAAGAAAAAAGCAAAAAAAGAAAAACCGAUCACAUACACCCUACAAGAAAAAAAAAAAGAAUAACACACAAUACAGAAAAAAAUACAAAAGACAAAAAAUCACAAUACAAAAAUAACAAAAAAUCAAGUUAAGUCAUUAAGAUCAUUUUCCCAUUUACUUAUUUCCCAGACUUCCUCUCACUUCUCUGCUUUGUAUUCUAAUUUAAAUCGUAUCUCCAGCAAACCCUUCUAACCUUCUUUUCAUUUACUUAAUUUAACAUUCAAAAAUAUUUAAAUAUAAAUAUCAAUUCCUGGAACCAUUCAAAAAUUAAGGCGCAGCUUUCAGUUGGCUGCAGGAGCUUCCUCCAGCCAAUCAGAAGCCACAGAAGCCACGCCGGAUGUUUGGCUUCCGAAAAUCAUUCGAAAACUGGAACACUCACUUCCGGUUUUUUAUUGUUUGGGAGCCGAAACAUUUGGCACCUAAGCCAUUUGAGAUCCAAAGUAUGAGAUCCAAAGUAUACAUGUGCACAUUAUGCAAAUCUGUGUCCUCCUUUCUCUACUUUGGAGUUUUUUCCUUUUUUUUGAGGAAGGGGUGAUGCAUUUGCUCUCUUUUUGGUAAUUUAAAAGUGGCCACCCAUUGUUUGCCUCCAUCAAAGUUUGCACUUCAGUAAUCUAAAUAAUUCCCCCCUUUUUUUGACUCUCAGUAUGAAGAAUUGCAGCUUUCUGCUGGAAGGCACGGAGAUGAUCUGCGCAAUACAAAGACUGAGAUCUCCGAGCUGAACCGCAUGAUCCAACGACUCCAUUCCGAGAUCGACAAUGUGAAAAAACAGGUACUGCCAUGCAGGGCUGCUGAAAAUUUCAACUAAAGGAGUAUUUCAUGGCAAGGCUGGCAAGGGGCAGUGGCAGCUAUGUGGGGGGUGGACUUAGAGGGAAGUAAAAUAAGCUUUUUUUGUACCAGUCUUCAAAUGCCCUCUUUUGCUGAUGACAAUACUGUGGAUCCAGCUAUUUUACUUAAUUCUAGUUAAAUUAUCCUAAGUUGCUCCGAGCUGAGAACAUUGCCUUUUCUUCUUCCCCUAGUGUGCCAGCCUGCAGGCAGCCAUUGCCGAUGCAGAGCAGCGUGGAGAACUUGCCCUUAAAGAUGCCAGGAUAAAGUUGGCCGAACUGGAGGAGGCUCUAAUGAAGGCCAAGGCGGACAUGGCUCGUCAGCUUCGGGACUACCAGGAGCUCAUGAAUGUCAAACUGGCCCUGGAUAUUGAGAUCGCCACCUAUAGGAAGCUGCUGGAAGGGGAGGAGAGCAGGUUGGUGGAACUGGGCUGGGGUGAAGUGUGAAAUGCACCGCUAGACUGCUGGUGGAAAAAGACCCUCUCUUGGUGUGGACAGACCCCAUCCUCCUCUUUGAUCUCCACCAGGCUUCUUGCCAACCAAGGUAUCACCCAGGGCUGGAGAACUGUGGUCCUCCAGAUGUCAUUGGACUCCAAUUCCCAUCAGCCCCCACCAGAUUGGCUAGUGGUCAAGGAUGAUGGGAGUUUUCGUUCAACAACAUCUAGAGGGCCACUCCACAGCAGUCAAAACUAUUCAUGGCUACAACACACAUAUCUAAUAUAGGCCCCUGUUGACCAGUGGUCCCAGAUACAAUGUUUACAUUAUGAUGACGGGCUCUGAAAACUAAAGCAAUUUUUUUGGCCAGCCUCCUGGGAAGAGAAGUUUAGCCAAAGGGCGCCCAGGCCUAUCAUUACCACCUGGAAUCCUCUCAUGGUCACUGGGUCCCUUGCUGAUGCUGAGGCCUCUGUUGCGUGGCGAUUCCCGCCCACCCCCCCCCCCAAGUUGGAAUGAAAUAAAGACACAGGACACCAGAAUUUAAGGUUAAUGGGCGAAUAUUGGCCACAACUUUAUUGGUAAGAGCGGUAUUGGCUUUAGGCAUUGGUCCUAUCAGACUAUCCGGGAUAAACCCGGAAGGCGUUAACACCAAUAGGGGGAGCCCUGAGAUGCACAUCCCUAGGCGCUCCCCGAGGGGUCACCGCUCGGGAGCGCGCUUUAGGCCCUAGCCUCCAUAGGUUUCGGACGAGGCAACGCCCCCCCCCCUGCCGGAAUCCUUUAUCGGACUACCCCUAAAUAUUUGGGGGAGGUGAUGGCGCUCCUCCCCCCCAACUCAUCAGCAUAAUACCCCUACCAAUGCCUAACCGCCCAAACCAAAGGUGUUGUGACGUUUUGCUACGAGGUAGGCGAAAAAACCAAAUGGCUCCAAAAACAAUGCCAAUUAGCCAAGUGGAAAAACUCCUACCAGGCCCUUGCGGCGAUCAACCGAGGUCCAUAGCAAAGUCCGAGGAAAAACCUAGAGGGUGGGUGGGUAGGAAACUGCAGCUGGAGCGUGGAUGGAAAGGGGCGUUCUUGGGCCACGCUGACCUUAAAUGACCCAAGCCCCGCCCCUGCAGCCAGCCGAUUGGCUGGCUCAGGGUAUGACGCAGCCCGAAGAUUCCCCUAGUUGCGCGGGGCCGCAGCCAGCCCCACGCGGAUGAAGGUGGGUGUGAGCCCGCAACCCCCCCCCCCAAUGUCGGGAGUGGCUUUCUGGCUGGAGUUUGCAGUUGCAAUCUAAGAAUGCUGCCAUGGGUUCGUGGUAGCUGCCAUGUUUUUUUUAAAACCCACACUGCCAUUGGAAAAUGGAACUUCCUGGGCACUGCAGCUUGGAAAAUGAAGAUGGCAGCUGCAACUAUGGCGUCUGGGCCCCCACCAGACAACUCUGUGCCAAGCAGCCCCUUGACACAACCCUUGGGAUACCACAGCUCCAAAGACCAUUUUGCUCUAUCACUUUAUUGUGGUAGUGAUGGGGAAAAGACAGGAUUGCUUGACCUCAUUCUAGUGAUCAUUUCCUGCACAUGGAAAGCAAGUUGUAAAUGAGAAAAAGUUUGCAGCUUCCAGUGGGAUUUCUCUAUGCACAGAAAACUAAAGUCUUAAUGCUCUUGACUAGAACAGUGAUCUUACUGGCAGCUAUUAGCUCUGCAGAAUUGCAUUUGAACCACUGCUAUUUCCCCCCAAGCUGCUGGAUCAUAACAAUUAAAGUAAUUUCCUUUCCUCUCUCAUUUAACAGGCUUGCUGGAGAGGGAGUUGGCGCCGUAAAUAUCUGUAAGUAAUAAGCAAGUGAAUCACAGAAACUCACAAUCCCCUAAUUAAUUACCUCUCACCACUGAUCUAAAGAAAUAAAGGAUCAAAUGUUUUGUCAGCAACAAAAAAUAUACCCAAAGAAAUGCAUAGUUAUUGUAUCAAAACAGAAAUACAGUGGUACCUCGGGUUAAGCACUUAAUUCCUUCUGGAUCAUAGAAUCAUAGAGUUGGAAGAGACCACAAGGGCCAUCGAGUCCAACCCCCUGCCAAGCAGGAAACACCAUCAGAGCACUCCUGACAUAUGGUUGUCAAGCCUCUGCUUAAAGACCUCCAAAGAAGGAGACUCCACCACACUCCUUGGCAGCAAAUUCCACUGUCGAACAGCUCUUACUGUCAGGAAGUUCUUCCUAAUGUUUAGGUGGAAUCUUCUUUCUUGUAGUUUGGAUCCAUUGCUCCGUGCCCGCUUCUCUGGAGCAGCAGAAAACAACCUUUCUCCCUCCUCUAUGUGACAUCCUUUUAUAUAUUUGAACAUGGCUAUCAUAUCACCCCUUAACCUCCUCUUCUCCAGGCUAAACAUGCCCAGCUCCCUUAGCCGUUCCUCAUAAGGCAUCGUUUCCAGGCCUUUGACCAUUUUGGUUGCCCUCCUCUGGACACGUUCCAGUUUGUCAGUGUCCUUCUUGAACUGUGGUGCCCAGAACUGGACACAGUACUCCAGGUGAGGUCUGACCAGAGCAGAAUACAGUGGCACUAUUACUUCCCUUGAUCUAGAUGCUAUACUCCUAUUGAUGCAGCCCAGAAUUGCAAUGGCUUUUUUAGCUGCUGCGUCACACUGUUGGCUCAUGUCAAGUUUGUGGUCAACCAAGACUCCUAGAUCCUUUUCACAUGAUCACUCGCGCCUACUCGAGGUCCGUACUUAACCUGAAACUGUUCUUAACCUGAAGCACCACUUUAGCUAAUGGGGCCUUCCGCUGCUGCCACACCACUGGAGCAUGAUUUUUGUUCUCAUCCUGAAGCAAAGUUCUUAACCUGAAGCAUUAUUUCUGGGUUAGCGGAGUCUGUAACCUGAAGCGUAUGUAACCUGAAGCGUAUGUAACCCGAGAAACCACUGUAUUAGGUUGUGGAAUUCUUUAUGCCUUCUUUGAUGUUCCUCAGAUGUUUUAAUCCAUGAACCCUGAACUUCUCCUCUGGUCCCUUUGCAGCUGUGGUCCAUUCAUCUGGAGGCAUGAACUACGGCGGUGGAAGUGCCAUGGGCCUUGCAGGCGGCGUUGGCCUUGGCUACGGAGGAGGCCUCAGCACUGGAGGCAGCAGUUUCACCUCUGCUGGUGGCAAGGCGCUAUCUGGGAGCAUUGCUUCAGCCCGGGGGAGCAGUUCCAGUAUGAAGAUUGUGUCAAAAACCUCCACCACCAGAAAGAGCUACCAGAACUAA
This is a messenger RNA of Podarcis lilfordi (Lilford's wall lizard), 14972 nucleotides long. The record is from the annotation of a GenBank genome assembly. NCBI's taxonomy places the organism in Eukaryota, Metazoa, Chordata, Lepidosauria, Squamata, Lacertidae.